Molecule: messenger RNA, 3570 nt
Organism: Paramormyrops kingsleyae
Lineage: Eukaryota; Metazoa; Chordata; Actinopteri; Osteoglossiformes; Mormyridae
Gene: tnk1
Product: tyrosine kinase, non-receptor, 1
Biological process (GO): protein phosphorylation
Molecular function (GO): ATP binding; protein tyrosine kinase activity
Source: RefSeq, a predicted model, not a curated record
AAGAAAGGCGGAGAUUAUUCUUCACUGGUAGUCCCCAGAAGUUAAACAAUUUAACGAUCGGUGGAAACGACGACACAACUGGGAAAAGUAAUAUAAAUCAUAUUUAUAAAACAAGUGGGUUAGUACCGUAGAAAAACAAUGGGAUCAAUUAAGAGAAACGGGAGAAAGGUGGUUUAUUUGUUGAAGUAAGCUUUGGAGUAUAUAAAAUAUGGACAGAUGCCAUUAUUAAUUGUACGGGAAUAUAAUACUCAUCGAUACCUGGAUUAAGUGUAAAGUUUGUCGUUUCAAACGCGAGUACGCCGGAAGCGGGCUUCGGGCGUUUUUACUAAGGCUCGGGAUCCAACAGUGUCAUGCGGAUGGACCAAGAUACACAGUGGCUCUACCAGCUCCUGGCCGAAGUACAGCUGGAGCAGUAUUAUGUGCGUGUGCGGGAUGGACUCAACAUCACCAGGAUAGAGCACUUUUCCUACGUCAAGGAAGCAGACCUCGAACAGAUUGGCAUUGGGAAGCCUGGGCAGAGAAGAUUAUGGGAAGCUGUCAAACGCUACAAGACUAGCAAUCGUCUGCGGUCAUGGUUACCCAAGGUGUUUGCAGGUCCAGGCGCCGACCCCGGUGGAGACAGGCCUGGGGCGGCACAAGGUGCCAGAAUGACGAGGUCCUUCACAUGCCUGAUUCAGGACAGCGAAUUGCUGCUGGCUGAAAAACUGGGCUCCGGCUCCUUUGGCGUCGUGAGGAAGGGCAAGUGGCAGAUGCCCAACGGGCUCAUUCUACCAGUGGCAGUGAAAUCCUUGAAAACUGGCCCAUCCGAGCAGGCGGACACCCUGAGUGACUUUAUGCAGGAGGUGACCAUCAUGCAGACCCUGGACCAUCCCAACCUCAUCCGUCUGUAUGGCGUGGUCCUCACACAGCCCCUGAAGAUGGUGACGGAGCUGGCCCCCCUGGGCUCAUUGUACGACACACUGCGGCUGCGGCAGAACGACUUCCCGCUGUCGCGCCUGUGGCUGUUUGCCACGCAGAUCGCUUCGGGCAUGGAGUACCUGGAGAGCCGGCACUUCAUUCACCGCGACCUGGCGGCCCGCAACGUGCUCCUGGCCAGCCGUGAGCUCGUCAAGAUCGGCGACUUCGGCCUCAUGCGCGUCCUCUCCGAGCACGACCACUACCUCAUGAACGCCCACCGGCGCAUCCCGUUCGCCUGGUGUGCCCCAGAGAGUUUACGAACAGGCUACUUCACUCAUUCCUCGGACGUGUGGAUGUUUGGAGUCACGAUGUGGGAGAUGUUCACCUACUGCGAGGAGCCCUGGUUUGGGCUGACAGGCCGGCAGAUACUGUGGCGCGUGGAGCGGGACGGGGAACGCUUGGAGAGACCUCAAGACUGUCCCCAGGAGCUGUACUUUGUGAUGCGCAAGUGCUGGGCUUGCAAUCCCGCUGACCGCCCGACUUUCUCUCAAGUCAGUGUGCUGGUGACUGAGGCUCAGCCGAGGGAGGUGCGCGCUGUGAAAGACUUCGCCGAGCCCAGAAAGUUGGCUCUGCAGACCAAUGACCUGGUGACAGUCAUAGAUCACGGACUGGAGCUCCAUGAGUGGAAAGGGCAAAACCAAAAGACCUUGAGUAUUGGCUGGUUCUCGCCAGGCGUGACCAUGCUGGUCGCAGGUCCCAGCUUGAUCUCUGCUCCUCUGAAGGGUGGUCUGCAGCACAAGGGUCACGGAGACGUCAGACCAGAGAAGAGCUGGGCUUCCCCAGAUCGCCUGAAUGGGUCUUCAAACUGUCUCAGUGCUGGGGCAUCUAAGGACCGAGGCAGGGAGAAGUCCAACUUACAAAGACUGGCAGGCCUCUCGAGAAGUCUGGAGACGGUUCUGAGCAUCUCUCCGGCUGACAACCCUCGGCUCCCAGCUCCUUCCAAACCACUGCUCCAGUCCAUGUUGGACCCCCGGAGGUUCAGCGACGCCAACAUCACGCCUCCCCCACGCCCUCCGCUCCCCAACUUCCUACGGCCGAAGAACCAGGCCAACAGUCGGAAGCCCAAUGGGAGUCAAGGCCCUGGCCCUUGGCUGCAACCACAACCGCAGCAGCUGCCACAGCCGUUACAGCAGCAACAACCGCAGCUGCAGCCCCAGAGCACCAGCAGUGCGCUCAGGAUGAGUCACAUGUGCCAGUCCACCUCACGGCUGGACGAGAGUGCGGAAAAGAGGGAAAAAGAGAGGGAGCAACCAGUUAGGUCUGCUGUGAUGGCCCAGCAGUUGCAGGAGGCGGUGCACGGUGUGACCUAUGAGGAGGUGGCUAACGCGCUGCGGCAGAAUGACUGGAAUCCAGUAAAGGCGGAGCAGCAGCUGAAGGUUGAGCAGCUCUACUUCAUGAAUCUGUGCUCCCGAGACGACUGUGUCCACAUCCUGACUCGCUACCAGUGGGACCUGCAGCAGGCCAGUCGCUAUGUGCUGAAGUUGGCAGGAGGAGCAGGAACAGGAGGAGCAGGAACAGGAGGAGCAGGAACAGGAGGAGCAGGAACAGGAGGAGCAGGAACAGGAGGAGCAGGAACAGGAGGAGCAGGCAGCGCUUCAGGAAGCCACGGAGGCCUGGACAGGUCUCCCCGGAGGGACUGGGAAAGCGAGAGGAGCUGAGGGAUUUGUGGGGCCACUGACAGCGUUGGGGACAGGAGGUCUGAAGGAUGAGCCAGAGCGAGAGAGGAAGGCGAGGCGGGUCACAGACUGACAGGGACGCCCCCAGAAAGGGGCUCCCAGCCUCAGAUCCGCGUCUUCUGGGGCCCUUGAGUUCCGUGCGCCGUGUUUCUGAGGAAAAGGCGCCUGUCUCUCAGCCCCCUGGGUGUCUGAGUCCUCAUGAUGAAUGGAGUGGGACGUUGACAGAUUUGUAUUUUACUUUGUAUCAUGGCUCAGAAAUGUUGAACAUUCUGUUUGCCUGUAGGUCUCUAAAUGUUUACAGUCGUCUCAUGAAACUAUUUAUGUAGCACCUUUUGAACAAUUUCCUUUUUAAUUGUAAACUCUUUUUUGUGCAUAGAGAGGCUAUGCAGUAUAUUCUAGCUUCCCCUCUGUGUGAUGGCAGUGUCUCUCCUCCUGGUGCUCCUGCUGCAUCCUCGGUCUAUGACGAGCCGUUUUAUGGCUGCAGUCACGGGGCCGGCUGUGGCAGAGGCAAUCUGCACUUUGGAGCCAAAGAGCAACUGGGCCAGAUUGUCAGUGCCAUCUACUUCCCGUGGCAACCACAGGCAUGUUCGUGGUCAUAAGUGGGGGGAGAGAAGUCCCACAGGCUGGAAUGCCGAGGGAGGGUCGCUAGGUGGAAACUCCUGGUGACCCCUGGUGGUUGAACCCUGGCUGUGCAAGAAGUGGGUGGCGUAGGAACAAAAGGCAGAGGAGGAGCCUUUUGCGUUCAUGCCACAUGGAUAUAUGCCAAGCUGAUGCUUUUUCCUGGGAAUGUGUGCCGCCAUUGUCCAAGUAUGAUUGUUUUCCAAGUGCACCCCCCCCUCCUUUAAAGCAGGCUAGGCUUUACAGUAUCUGAAUGCUUUGUAAAUCCUGUGUUUUUCAACUGUAUAAAGAAAAACCAAUAAAAAUGCUCAGACUUAAA